Dracunculus medinensis (Guinea worm) is the source of this 1587-nucleotide messenger RNA. The record is from the annotation of a GenBank genome assembly. NCBI's taxonomy places the organism in Eukaryota, Metazoa, Nematoda, Chromadorea, Rhabditida, Dracunculidae.
AUGAUACCAAAUGAAGAACAGAUAAACGAUUGUUCUACUAUGUUUAAACAAAUGGAAUCAAACAAUGAAAUAAAUGUGGAUAAUCAACGGUUUACAGUUUCCGUUGCUUCUGAGUGCACGAAACCUGAAUUUAUGGCAAAUAUCAAUGAAGUUAUUUAUUUGGAAUCUGUCAACUGCUUGCUUGUUCGUUCAGAUGAUGGUUCCCUAAUUAUGAUUGAUUCAUCACUGGAAAAUUUUUGUCCAUUAGCCGUUGCACAUGUUGAUCCAAAAACGCGUAUUUUUUAUAAUAAUAACAGUGGUUCUCUUAUUUUCGCUAAUGAACGCUUGAUGUGUAUUAGACGGCAACAUUCAGGAACAUUUCUUCUUAAGACUGCAUUAGAAACAAAUUGUGGUGCGAUGAUCAAUUUGGAAAUUCCUAUUGAUGAGGCCACAAGGCUAGUGCAAAUGGCUUCAUCAGAUAAUGAUGAUUCAGUGCUUACUAGGCGGCCAAAUUUGUUUAAUUUUGUUUCUACCUUAGUAGCAGCAAUCGCUUGUGCUUCAUCAACUCCAGAGAAUGAUUUUAAUCAAUGCAUUCUUAAGCAAGAAUCUGUGGUUGUUCAAAUCAAUGGCGCUGAACUCUUGCGUGAAUUAAGACCUUUUGACAUGCAGCGUGAUAAUCAAGCUGAAGUACCAGUUGAAUGGUUAUCACCCGUAUGGCCUUUAGUUGCUUCUCUUGCGGAAAGGAUACGACUUCUUUUAAAUCCUAAACGCCCAUAUAAUUUCGAUUAUGCUCCUGAAUGGAAAGGAAUAGAUAAAGAAACAAUGGUGAGCGAAGCGGCUCGGCGAUAUACAUUCGAGCGUUGGCCACAUAUGAAUUAUAAAUGGGCAUUACCAUACCAAAUGGCAGAAGCUGGUUUUUAUCAUCAGCCAAAUAAAACAGGUGAUGACCGAGUUCUUUGCUUUGCUUGUCUUGUUUGUUUGGUUUGUUGGGAACCAUCGGAUGAACCCUGGUCUGAGCAUGAACGUCAUUCUCCUUCUUGUCGAUUUGUUCGUAAUGUUACGAAUCCAAAUGUACCAGCAUCACUAACAUUGUCGGCUUUAGCACCAUUUGAGCAUCAUAUGAAUAACAGCAAUGGCUCUUCUAUAAUUUUUUCUUCGACAAGAAAUACUGAUUGGAUUGCCACUGCUUUCAAUAUUUCAUGUGAUAUAAACAUGUGGCGCACAGAUAGAGUCAUUGAAGAAUCUGUUUUCAUUAAUAUAUCAGAUGCACUAUUUCUGCUUCAAAUAGGCGAAUGUGGAGCUAAUAUAAAUCGUCGACGAAUGCAAAGGGUUACAUGGAGUGAUGAUACAAUUGGAAUCUCUCAGAAUAAGGCGAAUGAGGAUUCACGAAAAGUUGUUAAUUUCGAAUCAAAGGAUAUUAGCCGAAAUAUGAAAAUAAAAGAUAGCAGUCGGCAGAUGAAGGCUCAAAAGUUAUCGAUUUCGAAGAAAGUGCAUGAUGAUGAAAUUUUUAACGCAGAACCAGUUUUGCAAGGCAAAGGUAUCGAUUCACCUUCAUCUUUAAUUUCGAACGAUAGAUUUUCAAAGCAGGAUGGGGGCGAGGCAAGUUGA